Suncus etruscus (white-toothed pygmy shrew) is the source of this 583-nucleotide messenger RNA. RefSeq names its product family with sequence similarity 229 member A (gene FAM229A). The coding region runs from base 24 to 446 and encodes 140 amino acids. The record is from RefSeq and is a predicted model, not a curated record. The transcript has 3 exons. Lineage: Eukaryota; Metazoa; Chordata; Mammalia; Eulipotyphla; Soricidae.
CCCCGUCGGAAGGAACGGGCUCUAUGAGGUCAGCGCGCCCCGAGCCGGUCACAAUGCGACGCUUCUACUGGACGGUCGCACCCGGGCGCCCCGCAGACACCUGCCCGGCUCCGCCUGGACCGGAGCGUCCUCGCGCGGCCAGGGCUCAGGCAGCUGCUUCCAGCCUGGGACCGGCUACGGCCUCCGUCAGAGCGCCCCGGGGCCUGGACAUGAGUGCCCAGGAAGCCCCUCAAGGUCGGAGAUUCCCCAUUGAAGCCGGAGACUCCCCUGGCCUUGCCGCCGCCGCCGCCCCAGAAUCCCAGGACAGCCCGGAGCCGGUGGCUACGGAGCACAACCCGGUCAGGCCGCUUCGACGCUGCCCCGGCUGCCACUGCCUGACGUUGCCGUACGUGCCCAUCGACGUCUACCUGGCUAUGGGCGGGAGCCCCCGGGCCCGCGCCACCUGACUGCCUGCAAAGGGAACGAGGCCACGCGGGCCACCACGCUGAGGUCGCGCGCACCGAGCACGAGACGAAUGAUGCACAUUUUAAAAUAAAGGAAUGAUGCACAUUUUAAUAAAGCACAGCAUAAACUGUUCUUUCCA